UAGGGAGCAAGAUGAUAGAGGCGCGCUUGCGCGGUACCUUCAAUAUCAGGUAAGGAUGGAUUUUCUAUCGGCUCGCGAAGCAGUGCUGAACGUAAUAAAGGGUGCGCGCGCCGGGGAGUUGCCUCGCCUGCUGCACUGGCUGAGAACAUCGAAUGACUUUGAUGAAUUUACAGGCAAUAAUGAUGAUAUCAUUCUCAAAAGUAUUGCUGAAGAUAUUCGACAUCGUUUGCCUGUUGGAGCAGUGCUCAAUUCAGAGCAUAAUGCUCUUCAAAAACUUCAUGAGCAGACAGUACCCACCAUUCAUGUUGAUGCUUUCCUUUAUGAUGAUGACUGUAUUGACUCUUUAUGUGAAGAAGGAAAGAUGAGCAGAAAUUAUUGUCUAGCCUGUGGCUCUCAUCAGACAGCACCAUUAGAAUUCAUUUCCCAUUCCUUUUCCCUCGCGGAACUGAAGUUCCUGUACCAGGAAGUAUUGCCUGACCUGACAGGGAAGGUUCUGGUUGACGUCGGUUCCAGGCUUGGAGCAGUCCUGUUUGGGGCCUACUAUUAUAGUUCAGCAUCCCAGAUCUAUGGAGUUGAAAUGAAUGGAGACUUUUGCCAGUUGCAGGAAGCUAUCAUUUCAAAGUAUCGAUUUGAUGACAGAAUAAAGGUGAUUAAUGCAGAUAUUUGUACUCAAGCUUCACUUCUUCAAAAUGCAGACGUUGUUGUAAUGAAUAAUGUCUUUGAAUAUUUCCUUGACAGAUCAGAACAGGCUAGAGCAUGGAAAAUCAUAAGUCAAAACGUAAGAAAGCCAGGGUCUUUAUUAGUGACUGUCCCAAACCUUGAAAAGUCUCUCUCGGAGCUUCAGGUGGACAUUCAGCUCAACCAGUGGGUGGAAGCAGUACCAGUGCAAUAUGAUGAAUUCUUAGAAGAUGCUGAUAGAGAAGCACUUGAACAAAUUUACUUGUACAGAAUUCUAUAGCAUACAAAAUAUGCAAAU
This is a messenger RNA of Ahaetulla prasina, 976 nucleotides long. RefSeq lists its product as uncharacterized. The transcript is spliced from 8 exons. Bases 56 to 958 code for a protein of 300 amino acids. Lineage: Eukaryota; Metazoa; Chordata; Lepidosauria; Squamata; Colubridae. The record is from RefSeq and is a predicted model, not a curated record. Gene Ontology annotation, molecular function: methyltransferase activity.